UCCGCUGCGUUCUUCACUGUAGCCAGAUCGUGUUGUUGGGUUCUAAAGUUUCAAAACCUUCAAAAGCUAAUAAACUUGAUGUGAAAACCUAAGUGUGCUGUUGGUUCUGUGAAAUCGGAUCGAACUCGCGAGCGGUGGUUUAGCGCGAAGCCUUAGAAGACUCGGCAGCGUGAAGGUGUUUUGCUACCCUGCCAGGGAAAAUUCCGUUCCGGGUGGAAGCAAAAACCCCACGAUCAUCCCCGUUGUGGGAUAGUCCAGCAGCAGUUCGAGUGUGGUGCGCAGCGAAGGAUUUUUUGCGCCAGCUCGUCGAAGGUAGAUUGUCUGUAAAGCCACUAGAACACAGCCACGUACGUGCGAACGCAGCGAGGAGUACAGCAAACUGCAAUCAAACUGUUCCCGGAGAAGGUGGUACAAGCAACUUACUGUGCACCAAGGCAAGGACGCACUACAUUAGCAUACCACUAGCAACCAGCCAGCCAGCAGCAGCAGCAGCAACAUCAGCAUUAUGUCAAGUGGUGUUGAAGAAAUCCUUUCCUACAAGCGCGACUCGAAGGAGGACCUCUAUGCGCUGCUGAACUGCAAUGAAACCUCAACGGUUGACCAGAUUCAAGCGGAAUUUAAAAUAUUGGCCCUGCAGUACCACCCGGAUAAAAACGCUGGCGACAAGGAGUCGGAAGCAAAGUUUCAGCAGUUGAAAGAAGCGAAGGAAACACUGUGCGAUCCGGAGAAGCGGGCCAGCUACGACAAGUGGCGCAACAGUGGCAUCCAGAUCAGCUACAAAAACUGGCUCGGAAUGAAAGAGCACGUCCAGCAGAGCAUGCACUGGGCUAUCCCGAAGACCAAAGACCGAAUGCUACCGGACGGCGCCGGUGCUUCCGGCCCCGGUGCUGCAGGUUCGGGAUCCGGGCUCAGUGCCGCGCAGCCCAACCCGGCCCACCGGCGCGCCUCGGAAGGCGGAGCAGCCCUCUACUACGGCAGCCGGAAGGGUGAAUGGGGCACAGAAAACUCGAGCGAAGUUGUCAACAAGUUCCGCAACUAUGAGAUAUAAAGCGGGUCUGCAGUAACCUCAUACGCAUGCCGUUUCACUCUAUGGCACGUCUAUCGUUGAACCUGGCCCGCCUUUUCUAUCUUUACGAAACACGACAUAGUAAGCAGUGGGAAUUUAAGAAAAUCAACCACUCCUCCCCUCCUGAGUCGAUUGAAAGCACUUCGAUAGUUAAUUGCGCCAUGAUCUGAUUAAGAGAUGUGCUAGGAUGGCCCUCUUUUGUUAGUAGUUAGUUUAGUGUUAGAUCACUGUUUUAUCAUCAUUGUUAUCAUUGUUAUUUUUCUUUUUUUUACAUAAUUUUUUACCUCUUUUGUUACUAUCUACUAACAUUCCACAGUGUUGACAAAAAUUCGUUAGCUGGGCCGAUAGGCAACAAAAAGCACAUCUAUUCAAUGAACCUAUAACAAAUGAUUUAUCUCAAAAACUCCGCAAUCCACUUGCAGGGAUUUAUGAUUGCACGAAGAUGGUUACAAAAUAGCGGCAGUACACCCCAUACUGAAAGAGUGCACCGAAUGUGAAGAAACGUAUAAUUUACCUACGAAUGUAUGUCGCAUGGCAUGAAACAUUCCAGACGCCAUAGGCAAUUUAACCAAACAUUGCAGUAGAUCACACACAUUGGCGAAGACAAAUUUCCUCCUAAAAUGAGAUAGAGAGAAAAACAAACCCAAAAUUCUCCCCGAUCAUGAUCUCUCGUGCUCUCAGUAUUCCCUUCUCUCACUUAAAAUGCCGUAAUCGAUUGACAUUGUACAUUUUAUUUAUGCUAAGUGGAUGAUGGUAAUUUUACGAAAAGCAGAGAAGUUAACCAUGCGCGUAUAGGGUUGUAACUUAGCAAACGAUGACGACAAUGGUUGCGAAUAUAUGUGUGCCGUAACGAACCAAAACUAAACAUCCAACUUCCGCGGAACAGCUGUUCGGAAGGAUCGGCAAAAUAACCGCCGAGAAUCAUUUAAAUUUAGCAAAUGCAAUGAUGUAAGACGUCAAAACACGACAAGAGUAAUGAUUUCCAUAAGAACCGGGUUUAAAACGCAUAAAACAUAUUUGCGGCGUUUACCUCAAAGAUUUGCGGCUCGCAACCAAGCGACCUUGAUUGAAUAGAACACCAUUCGAAACCAAGCAAAUCGAACCGAUGCUCUCUAUUUUAUAGUAUUUUAUGGUACACACUGUGGAGAAUGCUGCGAUGCAUACGACAUAUACCUACCCAUAUACCUUUUUACCUUAUAUGUGGUAUAUCUAUAGGAGAAAGAGAGCUUCGCUUUCGACAAUGUACCAUUUUAAAUCAAGCUAUGUAGGUGAUAAUGUGUGAAUGUAAAACCUCCGUACCAGUUGUGCUCUAUCUUAUCGCCCCACCUCUCGUCCCGCCAGUCCAACCGAGAAAAUCUGCUAAGGAUGUGCUGCAAAUGUGCGUAAGUGUAUGUAGGAUGCCUAUGAAGCAUGUAGCACGCAUUGACAUUCCCUCUGCAAUGGCGCUGGUGCUGUGGUGGUGGAACCUGUGACAAAACUUGCAUGAAAAGAAAUCCCUUUUUGAGAUAUUUUUAACUACCCGAAAAAACUGAAGCACCUCUUACCAAAAACAACCAAACGUUCUAAACUAAAAAAGACACAUGCAAAAAGGCAUCCCUAAACGCCUGUGCUUAGAAGCACAACGGUUCACAUCGGAAGAGUAACAGUACUCAAAGUAGCAAUUUAAAUGUCACUGGAACUUGGAAGCAAUCAAAAGAGAAAAAAUAUGAAACAAACUGAAACUUUACGGAACCUGAAAAAACCUGGCUCUCGAGACUGAAUGUGUUUGGGUUUAUUUUUCCAACUAUUUAUAGAAACACGUGUUUUUAGAUUAGCUCUUAACGUGGAUAUCCCUAAACACAAACCCACACGCACUUUCUUCCGUUCGACAAUUGCUUCCGGUAAGGUAACCGAUCAACUACUUUCACACUAUUGAAGACAAAAAAAACCUUCCGGGAUGGGACAUCAGCACUGUUCCAGAUGUUGCUCUGCAUAGAAUGUAGCACAAAAAAUGUCCCUGUGAUGCAGGAACCCAGAUUAUGCGUCUAUUGUCGUUCUACGUUAUAUGUCGUAUCAGAAGAUAAGGAGAUUUAUAAACACAUAAAUGUGAGGAGAGAUUGCAGCACAUACGAUGACCAGAAUUUGUUACCUGCGAUGACCUGCUGUUAAUUAUCUUGUUAUUGGAAGCUCUGAAAAAUAACACUAAUCUUAAUAAUAUUGCUAUUCAUUACCAUUACUUAAACAGGUGCCAAGAAGGUUGGAAAAACAAUAUCAAAGUGUAGAACCCAUGUAUAACCCCGUUAUUCGGCAGCAAAUCGAGAAUUGAGCGUAAAGCUAUGCAUGUACAGAUCUAGUUGCAAUCAGGUCAAAGGACCAAAGCUGAAAAUACGCGCCCCUAUAAGGGGAUGAUCCCAAAUGUGAUUUUACGUUGUUGUUCCUAUCCUGUAUCCCUAUCUUCCGGGAAUAUAUUAGCAAACGUUGGUUAAAAAUUGUACGGACUCAGCGGUUCAACAGUUCGACGGCAUGAUAGAUUCGAAUGCAUAAGGUAAAAGGAAAAUCCAAUCUUUCUUAAACUGACCUACAGGCCCAAACACAGCCAGACACCCUGCAAAGCUGAAACUUGUUAAAUACGUUCCAUAGCAAGCCAAGAUAAAACAAUACGAUACCAAUUGAAGUUUGUUGUGGAGAAUUCAGUUGUGUGCAAAUCACAUAUUCAAUGUUUAGCAGUACCCAUAUACACAAGAGUAUAGUAACAACUACUGUUACUACCGACAACAACCAUAUGAAUGCAUGAAGGAAGAUAAACACUACAGUACACAAAAUACAGAUGAUAUGCCUGUAUGAAUACACUGCACACACACAAAAUAAACAUACACUCACAUACACAACCAUCAUGAAGAAAUACACAAGAUGAUGCACGCCCGAGGCGAAACAUUUGCAACACUAAUUAGUUUAAAACGCAUAAAACAAAGCAAAAUAUUAUAAAAAAGCGAUCAAUGUAUGACAAAGUGUGCUCUUCACUUCCAGCCGUUUGCAUAGCGCGCGCAUGAUCCCUGCGCAGCGUUAAACUUUUCUACAAAAAGUAACAACCGUUAGUGGAGCAUACCAGCUACCGAUGGCAGUGGUUGAUGCUCAACUUUACCCCUUUUACACACUGAAUAAAGUAACAUUUUGCAACUCUAUAGCGAAAAGCAUUUGUCUAUG
Anopheles bellator is the source of this 4249-nucleotide messenger RNA. It is a transcript of the gene jdp, whose product is annotated as J domain-containing protein. Bases 506 to 1048 code for a protein of 180 amino acids. The record is from RefSeq and is a predicted model, not a curated record. The transcript has 4 exons. NCBI's taxonomy places the organism in Eukaryota, Metazoa, Arthropoda, Insecta, Diptera, Culicidae. Gene Ontology annotation, cellular component: cytoplasm.